Messenger RNA from Eruca vesicaria subsp. sativa (arugula), 1751 nucleotides. Lineage: Eukaryota; Viridiplantae; Streptophyta; Magnoliopsida; Brassicales; Brassicaceae. The record is from the annotation of a GenBank genome assembly.
UCCUCACAUUGCUUCAAAGAAGGGGAAGAAGUAACCCUUUUGGCAGAGAACGAAGCAUCCCAUCUUCUUCUCGAUUUUCCAAGUCUCCUUCUUUCCUCCACAUAAUUCGACAAAGUCUUCGAUUUUCCAAGCCGGGGGUGAAGAAUUUCGGUCUUGUGAGAAAACCCAAUUCUCUAAUUCGAGAGAUGUCGUCGGGAGAGAAAGAUCACGAAGGAACAACGGUGGCUGAGACCGCAGAUCAGAACGAUUCCGCCGUUGUACCGUCGGAGACUCCCGUUCCCGGCGGCGGAGGCGGGGAGGAGAAGAAGAAAGCGAAGGGUAAAGGAUUGUUCUCGCGAAUCUGGAACUGGAUAUUUAGGGUUAAAAGAGACGAUUUCGAGAAGAGGCUCAAAGGUAUAUCAAAGGAAGAAGCUACGAUCAGAUCCAGGAUGAAGCGUAGAUCUGUUACGAGGAGGAAACUCAUUAGGAAUCUCAUCGCUUUCUCUGUCUUCUUCGAGGUGAUUGCAGUGAGUUAUGCGAUUAUGACAACUAGAGAUGACGAUUUGGAUUGGAAACUGAGGAGUUUCAGGAUCUUGCCUAUGUUUCUUUUACCUGCUCUUUCUUUCCUUACUUAUUCCUCUCUCGUUAGCUUCACCAGGAUGUGUGAGUCUUUCUUUGUGAAAGGAUGGAACUUUUGGUGUUGGGUUUGUUGUCUUGAUCGUGUAAAUUGGUUUGGUGCAGGUGACCGCAGAGAUCAAAACACUUUGGAGAAGCUUCAAGGUGAAAUGCUGGGGAAGAUCGAUGAGUUGAAAGAGAGGACUAAUUACUUCACCACGUUGGAUAUUCUUCGUAGGUUUGACCCUGACCCAGCUGCGAGGGCGGCUGCUGCAACUAUUCUUGCAUCCAAGUUGGGCGCUGAUUCAGGCUUGAAAGUACAUGUAGGAGAUGAAUCCCAACUUGACCCCUCCACAGGAAAGAGCAAUGACAUGGAGAUCAAACACUCACAAGGGCUCAGGAAUCGAAAACAACCAAACACAAGCCGCAGCGUUGCUGGGACCACUUCAACCCACCAUUCAGAUAAUGAGUCUAACCACUCUGGAACAAGCGAAGGAACCACAGAGCAAAACCAGCAGAUGGCUUUUGAGCAUUUUAACCCCCAGGGAUAUGCUGCUCAUGAUGGUAGCUGGAUCUCACGCAUAGCGGCUCUCCUCGUGGGUGAAGAUCCAACUCAGUCAUAUGCACUCAUCUGCGGAAACUGCCAUAUGCAUAACGGACUUUGUCGGAAAGAGGACUUCCUGUACACUACUUACUACUGUCCUCAUUGUCGAGCCCUGAACAAGCCGAAGCAUUCAGAAGAGCAAGCAGUUGUUCCUCAUGCUAGCACAGUUUCUCUGAAUCCAAUGGAAAGCGAAGUGAUUAAUAGCAGUAGCUCCACUAGCGAGCGUGGUGACAGUCCAGUCCCUGCAGCAGAGGUUGUGGGAGAAGCCCCAGAAACAAGCUAAGAAAAAGUUCAUGUGAGGUAAAGAAGAAAAGGCUUUCGUAUGUGUGCUGUGAUAGAAAGAGAGAAGAUGGUUUUCGUAUCUUAUACAUGCUUGCAAUUUUGAUUGUGGAAAUGAAAGUCAAAAACUAUCCGAAUAGGUUUUUAUUUUAUUUUAUUUUUAUUUUUCGUCUUUCCUUGUAAACACAUCGCACCUUGUAUUUUUAUUUAUCUUCUUUACAUUGGUUUGGGUUGUUUCUAGUUUGAAUUCAGAUCAAGAUAAUGGUUUCGUGAA